CGAAAAGCUGAAAGCAAAGCAGCUGUGAACAAAAAGAGUCAAAAGUCGAUCGAAAAACCAAAAUCCAAAGAGAAUCGUGGAACAGAUCAUCGAUCUCGGUUUUAGGUUUGAGUGUUUUCAGAUCGGAUGGCGAGUCCUCAUUCGGGGCGAUUUGCAGUUACUCCCACGACACCCAACAAUUCGUCUAGGGUUUUGAGUUUGAAAAGCCCUUUGACUGAUGAAACCAUAUGGAAGCGUCUUCGUGAAGCUGGCUUCGAUGAAGAAUCGAUUAAGCGAAGGGAUAAAGGUUCACUCAUCGCUCACAUCGCUAAACUCGAAGCUGAGAUAUACAACCUUCAAAAUCAAAUGGGCAUUUUGAUAAUUGAAAAAAAAGAGUGGGUUGCGAGCUAUGAACAGAUGAAAUCCACCGCAGAGUCAGCUGAAAUGACACUCAAGAGCAACCAAGCUGCUCAUUUAUCAGCUUUAGCUGAAGCAAAGAAAAGGGAAGAGAAGUUGAAAAGCUCUAGGAAUAGAGAAAGAAUGUGUUUCCAAUAUUGA
Lactuca virosa is the source of this 537-nucleotide messenger RNA. NCBI's taxonomy places the organism in Eukaryota, Viridiplantae, Streptophyta, Magnoliopsida, Asterales, Asteraceae. The record is from the annotation of a GenBank genome assembly.